GAGCUUUGUCAGUAACUGUUGAUUGUAAUGUCAGUGCCGUCCAAUUUACAGGCUGGAGCAGCAGCUGCAUCCUGCAUUUCCCUGAAGUAUUACAUGAUUUCCACUUCUUGCAAACUUUAUCAUCUUUGUUGCAGUGAGUCGGAAACCAAUAUGCAAAGCCGGAGUACAGUCAUAUACAUCAGAUUUAUCUUGCAGUUCCUUCUGCUCUGGGUACUCUUUGAGAAGUCACACGCUGAAGAAGACAUUAUAAUUACCACCAAGAAUGGAAAAGUCAGGGGGAUGCGCUUGCCAGUACUUGGUGGCACAGUAACAGCCUUUCUUGGAAUCCCAUAUGCACAGCCACCUCUUGGUAGACUACGAUUCAAAAAGCCACAAUCCUUGACCAAGUGGCCUGAUAUUUGGAAUGCUACAAAAUAUUCUAAUUCUUGUUAUCAGAACACAGAUCAAAGUUUCCCAGGCUUCCUUGGAUCAGAGAUGUGGAACCCAAACACUGACCUCAGUGAAGACUGUUUAUAUCUGAAUGUGUGGAUUCCAACACCUAAACCAAAAAAUGCUACUGUAAUGAUAUGGAUCUACGGUGGUGGUUUUCAGACUGGAACAUCAUCUUUGCAUGUUUAUGAUGGCAAGUUUCUGGCACGGGUUGAAAGAGUUAUUGUGGUUUCAAUGAACUAUAGAGUAGGUGCCCUUGGAUUCUUAGCUUUACCGGGAAAUCCUGAAGCACCAGGGAAUGUGGGUCUCUUUGAUCAACAGUUAGCUCUUCAGUGGGUUCAAGAAAAUAUAGCAGCCUUUGGUGGAAAUCCUAAAAGUGUAACUCUCUUUGGAGAAAGCGCAGGAGCAGUUUCAGUUAGCCUUCAUUUACUUUCUCCUAAAAGUUACCCAUUGUUUACCAGAGCUAUUCUGCAAAGUGGAUCCUCUAAUGCUCCUUGGGCAGUGACAUCUCUUUAUGAAGCUAGGAACAGAACAUUGACGUUAGCAAAAUUUAUUGGUUGUUCUAGAGAAAAUGACACCGAGAUAAUCAAAUGUCUUCGACAUAAAGAUCCCCAGGAGAUUCUUCUUCAUGAAGUGUUUGUUGUCCCCUAUGGUACGCUCUUAUCAGUAAAUUUUGGUCCCACUGUAGAUGGUGAUUUUCUCACUGAUAUGCCAGACACACUACUCCAACUUGGACAGUUCAAAAAAACCCAGAUCUUGGUGGGUGUUAAUAAAGAUGAAGGGACAGCAUUUUUAGUAUAUGGUGCUCCUGGCUUCAGCAAAGAUAACAACAGUAUUAUAACUAGAAAAGAAUUUCAAGAAGGUUUAAAAAUAUUUUUUCCAGGAGUGAGUGAGCUUGGAAAGGAAUCGAUCCUUUUCCACUACAUGGACUGGUUAGAAGAUCAGAGAGCUGAAAACUACCGUGAGGCCUUGGAUGAUGUUGUUGGGGAUUAUAAUAUCAUAUGUCCUGCUUUGGAGUUCACCAAAAAGUUCUCAGAUAUGGGAAACAAUGCCUUUUUCUACUAUUUCGAGCACCGAUCCUCCAAACUCCCUUGGCCAGAAUGGAUGGGAGUGAUGCAUGGUUAUGAGAUUGAAUUUGUCUUUGGUUUACCACUGGAAAGAAGAGUUAAUUACACAAAAGCUGAGGAAAUUUUUAGUAGAUCCAUUAUGAAACGCUGGGCAAAUUUUGCAAAAUAUGGAAAUCCGAAUGGGACCCAGAACAAUAGUACAAGAUGGCCUGUUUUCAAAAGCAAUGAACAAAAAUAUUUCACCUUAAAUACCGAGUCACCAAAAGUAAAUACCAAACUACGUGCUCAACAAUGCCGAUUCUGGACACUAUUUUUUCCCAAAGUUUUGGAAAUUACAGGAAAUAUUGAUGAAGCAGAACGAGAAUGGAAAGCAGGAUUCCAUCGCUGGAACAAUUACAUGAUGGAUUGGAAAAAUCAAUUUAACGAUUACACUAGCAAGAAAGAAAGCUGUGCAGGUCUCUAAUUAAUAGAUUUACCUUUUAUAGAAUGUUCAUUUUCCUGUAGAUCAAGGCAAAACUAUCAUUGGCUCUCUUACACUUCUGGUAAGAAAGCUAUUAUGUAUAAAACAAAAAUGCCAAAAGGAUAAAAUCAAUUCCUCUCUUCUUUCACUUAGUAUUGUACCUAGCAUUUCAAAACCCAAAUGGCUAGAACUAGUUUAAUUAAAUUUCACAUUAUAAAGUAUGACAAUUAAUUAUAUGCAUAUUAAAAUGAUUUGCAGCUUCAAAUUCUCUCUUUCCUGAAUAACUUUAAGAAAAAUUUUUCCCUAAAACAUAUCUGAGUUCUGUUUCCAAUCUCCAAUUUAUUUUUAUUACCACUGAUAAAAUAUAUUUUUUAAAAAUGGAUGGGAGGUCUUGAAACAUUACAUACUGUGAUUUACAAUAUUAUUUCCUUUUAACUAAUUUAUGCAUUUAAUGUUAACAUGAUACAUUAAAACAAACAAAGUAAUUGG
This is a messenger RNA of Odocoileus virginianus texanus, 2445 nucleotides long. RefSeq names its product butyrylcholinesterase (gene BCHE). The record is from RefSeq and is a predicted model, not a curated record. NCBI's taxonomy places the organism in Eukaryota, Metazoa, Chordata, Mammalia, Artiodactyla, Cervidae. Gene Ontology annotation, biological process: choline metabolic process; acetylcholine catabolic process. Gene Ontology annotation, molecular function: acetylcholinesterase activity. Gene Ontology annotation, cellular component: plasma membrane.